Messenger RNA from Raphanus sativus (radish), 603 nucleotides. Its product is annotated as FCS-Like Zinc finger 3. The record is from RefSeq and is a predicted model, not a curated record. Bases 127 to 414 code for a protein of 95 amino acids. The transcript has 2 exons. Lineage: Eukaryota; Viridiplantae; Streptophyta; Magnoliopsida; Brassicales; Brassicaceae.
AACUCUCUCCCCCUCCUCCUUCCUUCUCCUUCCUCUCUGAGUUGAAUCUCAAAUCUCUGCUUCUGCAGUCGAUUCUCUUCCUCAAUUUCAAAGCUUUCGUCAUUUUUUUCAAGAUUAGUGUUAGCAAUGGCGUCGCAUUACAAUAGCUUCUUCGGCAGCAGCGAAGAGCCACACUUUCUGGAAUCUUGCUCUCUCUGCCGUAAACACCUCGCUCUCAACUCAGAUAUCUUCAUGUACAGAGGAGACAAGGCGUUUUGUAGCAAAGAGUGUAGAGAAGAACAGAUCGAGCACGAUGAAGCCAAAGAGAAAAGCUGGAGACUUUCCGCUAGAUCUCUCCGCAAGAAAUCUUCCGAAGCAGCUAAAGAUUCCGCCGCCGGAAAAACCGUACGGACAGGAACUCUCGUGGUGGCCUAGUUGUGUUUUUAUUACAUAAGCAGAUAGUUUUUUCUUUAUAUAUUACCCUCUUUAAGAAAAAAGAAAAAAAAAACAUGCAAAGUUUUGCUCUGUUUCUAUCUUUAUCUUGUUUCCGAUGUCGGAAUCUGAGAAAAGUGUUAGAUCUGGUUUUUAUGUAAAUGAAUGUGUUGAUAGUUUUUUUUUUGUUUA